AUAGACGCGACAUGAGCUACUCUUUUUGUCUCUCUUUGGCCCAUGGAUGCUUGAUUGCUUGCACCUUCUCUAGUUUUGACGACCGACCGAACAGGUGACAGAGUGGCGCCGAGUUGAAACUGCGGUGGCAAUAUGGAGGCGGCGACAUUUAGUGGUGCUUCACCUCUCCGAGCCUUUGGAAGCUCUUCUUCUGCUUCUUCUUCUUCAUGCUACGGUUCUUAUUCCCAAACUCAAAUGUUGCUGCACAAUAAGCUUAACAGUAACGGACUCAAAUUCAAAGUUCCCAGAAGCUUUUCGGUUCGCGCCUCUUCUUCCAGUGAUCGAAAUUCGGUGGUUACUCUGCUCGACUAUGGUGCCGGAAAUGUCCGAAGUUUAAGGAAUGCAAUUCAAUUCCUUGGUUUUGAUAUUAAAGAUGUACAAACACCUGAGGACAUUAUCAAUGCAAAAUGCCUAAUUUUCCCUGGAGUAGGUGCCUUUGCUGCUGCUAUGGAUGUGCUAAGCAAGAAUGGAAUGGAUGAAGCACUCUCCAGAUAUGUUGAACAAGAUCGACCAUUUCUGGGCAUUUGUCUUGGCUUGCAACUGCUUUUUGAAUCAAGUGAUGAAAAUGGUCCAGUAAAAGGUCUUGGUUUAAUCCCUGGAGUAGUUGGGCGCUUUGAUUCAUCUAAAGGGAUCAGAGUACCUCAUAUUGGAUGGGAUGCACUGGAAAUAACAAAAGACUCAGAGAUCUUGGAUGAAGUUGGAAAUCAACAUGUCUAUUUUGUUCAUUCAUAUCGAGCAAUGCCUUCAGACGCUAAUCAAGAGUGGGUAUCAUCUACUUGCAAGUAUGGUGACAAUUUCAUAGCUUCUAUCAGAAGGGGAAACGUCCAUGCUGUUCAGUUUCAUCCUGAGAAGAGUGGGGAUGUUGGCCUUUCUAUCUUGGAUAGGUUUUUGAAACCAGGGUCCAAAAGAACCCAGAAGCUAGUCCAAGGAAAGGCUGGUAAACUUGCAAAGAGGGUUAUUGCUUGUCUUGAUGUCCGGAGCAAUGACAAUGGUGAUCUUGUUGUAACUAAAGGUGACCAGUAUGAUGUAAGAGAGGACACAAAAGAAAACGGGGUGAGAAACCUUGGUAAGCCAGUAGAUCUUGCUGCACAGUAUUACAAGGAUGGAGCUGAUGAGAUCAGCUUUUUGAAUAUUACUGGUUUCCGAGACUUCCCUCUUGGUGAUCUACCAAUGUUGCAGGUAUUGAGGUAUACAUCAGAGAAUGUUUUUGUGCCUUUAACUGUUGGAGGAGGUAUUAGAGACUUCACUGAUGGAAACGGCAGGUACUACUCUAGCUUGGAAGUUGCAGCUGAGUAUUUCAGAUCUGGUGCUGACAAGAUUUCUAUAGGGAGUGACGCAGUAUACGCUGCUGAAGAAUAUCUAAAAAAUGGGGUAAAAACUGGAAAAAGCAGCCUGGAGCAGAUUUCAAGAGUGUAUGGGAAUCAGGCAGUGGUUGUCAGUAUAGAUCCCCGCAAGGUGUAUUUGAAGGAUCCACAAGAUGUGGAAUUCAAGGCCAUCAAAGUGAGGAACCCAGGUCCAAAUGGUGAAGAAUAUGCUUGGUACCAAUGCACAGUGAAUGGGGGACGAGAAAGUCGAGCAAUUGGAGCAUUUGAGCUUGCAAAAGCUGUUGAAGAAUUGGGUGCUGGUGAAAUACUGUUAAACUGCAUAGACUGUGAUGGUCAAGGAAAGGGUUUUGAUAUAGAUCUUAUAAAGUUAAUAUCAGAUGCUGUAAGCAUCCCGGUGAUUGCAAGCAGUGGCGCUGGAGCAGCUGAGCACUUCUCAGAAGUUUUCAAAGAAACAAAUGCUUCUGCUGCCCUUGCUGCCGGCAUUUUCCACCGAAAGGAGGUCCCUAUCCCGUCUGUCAAAGAACACCUAAUGAAGGAAGGUAUAGAAGUUAGAAUGUAAUUUUGUUUUUCUCAUUUAAGGUAAUUGGUAGCAACCAUAACUGAGUAAGUGUUGUUCCGGAGAUUUGAGCAAAAUUAUGGAUUCAAUGGAGUUUGUUGUUUGUUCCAGACAUCCAUUUUCAAGGCACCAAGUUUUACAAAGCAUCUAUACUCACCCUCCCUCUUAGGGCUUUUCUCUAUUUUCAGCAUAUUGUAUGAGUUUUGUCCUAGAUUAUUCAUGAUUACAAAUAAA
This is a messenger RNA of Cuscuta europaea, 2154 nucleotides long. The record is from the annotation of a GenBank genome assembly. NCBI's taxonomy places the organism in Eukaryota, Viridiplantae, Streptophyta, Magnoliopsida, Solanales, Convolvulaceae.